AUGGAGGCUGUCUGUGGGAAGGAAUUGCGUUCGGACCUUCUGCAGUCCGUGGAGAGAGUUCGUGAUGGCGACAAGCGGGAGUUGUUGGAUGUAAUGUUAGAGUUCAUGUUUGACACAGUGUCUUUCAUCCGGGAGCUGUCAAGUGAUAUCUUUCGGAUGGAACAAGAGCUGGAUGAUGAGAUGGCACAGCUAUGCGUAUUCUACAGGACUGCAAUUGCGGGGGUAUUUGUGCUCAGUCCCGAUGAGUGUGUCACUAUACGUAAGGCUCUUAUAGACCCCGACCCUGCGAUCCCCGAGGCUGUGCUAAAGAGAGUUGUCUCUCCUCUGUACAAGAAGGCAGCUUAUUAUCUGUGGUAUUUCAUAAUGCAUUGUUGCUAUGCAAAGUACCCACAUGAGCAGCGAAUGAUAAGAAACUACAUGAACAACGCAUAUCUGGGACACAGGAAUAUAGUAAAUUACUGGGAGAAGAUGUCUAUCGUCAAUGAUCGCGAUCAGGACCCAGAACAGGAAGCCCUUGACGCUAUUAAAACCAAGACACUGUUACAUUGUAUCAAGAAUGAGUUGUUGCCAUCAUGGCGAAAAGUUCUGGAAGAUUACAAAGCCGCAUGUUUCGACGCAGUGAUGCAGUCUCGGAAACUGAAGGAUCUCUUUGUCACAGUAGAUAAAUCUGUCUCUGAUAGUAACUUCGAAGACACAGAGUCGAUGCACACAUACCUGAACUGGAUAGAUAAUAUGCUGAAGAAGUUCAUACUCGACUCCAAAACCGAUCUGCACGUGACCGAGUCUGAUCUGUGCUCACCGAUGCCCUUGACGUUGGCCGAGCUGAAGAAAUUCUCUGAAGAGAAGCAUAUAACUGACCAACUGGAGAAGUUACGGGUGGUGUAG
Messenger RNA from Nakaseomyces glabratus, 885 nucleotides. RefSeq lists its product as uncharacterized. Lineage: Eukaryota; Fungi; Ascomycota; Saccharomycetes; Saccharomycetales; Saccharomycetaceae. The record is from RefSeq and is a predicted model, not a curated record.